GAAAUGUGCUUUAACUUAAGUCAAAGAAUUGAGAUUUUAUUUGAGUUUUUCUAUAACUGUUGCUCUAUCCGUUUUUAACUUUGUUGCAAACUUAAUAGCCAAUGCAAGUGUUUAGAAAAGGAAUAAGCAGCAGCGGCAAAAAAUCACAAAUGAAUUAAUUCAAAAAUCAAAUCAAUUGCAAGCAAGCCAGCAACAGCAAAAAGUGUGGAUGCAAAUGCUUAACAAAUACCGAUAAUAGCAUGGAAUAAAUAUAUGCUUCUAUAAUUUUGUGUAAUUAUUUGCCGACCAACAUAAACUUAAGCGAAUAUGUUAAAUUGCACGGAUUUGGCGUGCGUAUUGCAUCAUCAUCACUUCUAUGCACAUCUUCAUCAUUUAAAGAAUCAUUUACAAGAUGAUAAUGACAAUGGAGUACUCGGAGAUGGAGAUGGGAGUGACGUAAGCGGAAAUUACAUUAGUCAAUUAAGUAAUAAUGAAAGCGAUUCAGAUCUUUCAUCGUUAUCCCACGUAGACGCACCUAACGAUACCAUUUAUAUGGUAUGUGGAGUAGUGAUUGCAAUGUUACUUGUCGGUCUUAUUAUUAUAUUAGUGGCAGUAACGAUUAACAAAUUACGUAAGCGUGAAGAAUCAUCAUCUCCGUCUCCAAUUGCUUUGGAAGCCCAACAACAAUACACUUUGCAAACGCGAUUUAGUAGCUUGGAUAGUACAAAUUGUGGCCACGAACAUCAUCUUCAACAUCAUCAAGAGCAGCAACUAUUUAAUACAACACCUAGCAUUAUUGCUUCCGCUCUAACAGAAGGCAAUGGUCAUUUGAACAACAACAACAACAAUAGCAUCAGCAAUAAUAGUAACAACAAUAAUAAUCAUCAUCUUCAUCCUCAUAAUGGCAUCAUAUUUGAAGAACCCGAUUCGGUAACAUUUGUACGAACCAGUGGUGUGACAACAAAUGGUUGGAUAUUUCCGCCCAAAGCUCCAACACCUAAUAUUUACAACUGCAUAAAUCAUGAUCUGUUGGCUGCAGCAAAUCAUCAAAACGGCUUCAAAGGUUUCCGUAAACAGUUCAGUGGCCGUUUUAAACGUUUGGUAUCGAAAAAGUCAGAAUCAACCUCGCCCAUACCGCCGGAGCUUAGGCCGCAGCUGAAAACUAUUUAUGUCUAUUAAGCCAAAAAAGAAGAAAAACAAAGCAAAACAAACCUACAAAGUCACAGAGUUUGAUAAUUUGAUUUCAAGGUUGACUGAGCUGAAAGCAAACAUCCAACAACGGAUUGCAAUCAUAAGCAAUAAGGUUUCAUAUAUAGAUGUACAUCGUCAUCAUCAUCCUGCGCACUAACUAUAUAAACGAGAUUUACUCAUUUACCUGCAUGCCGAAGGACAUUUAACGAAAGUAUUAAUUAGAACCUCCUGACAUUUAUAUAAUUGUAUGUAUGCUAUGUAUGAUAGAUAAAUGAGUAAAAAGCAAAACUUACAAGUUGUUGCCAUUAGCUGUUAAGUCUGAGAUAAAUGAUUGGAUUACUUUAAUCGGUAAUCACCGCUUUCACAUCUCGAAGACGCUUGUGAAACUCUUUUCUUUUACUUACCUGCUUUUUUUUUGUUCAUACUUUCUCUCUCCUUAUCUCUCUCCCUUUCUCUCUUUCCCAUAAAAUCUAUCGAUUUUCCGUUUCACCUUGUUCAACUCUUGUUUUAUGGCUAUUUUAUGUACGAUCUAAAAUCUAUUUACUUAAUAAUGUACUAAAGAACUUCUUAAUUAUUCCUAAUUUAUAUACGAUAAUUAUUAUUAUUAUUUAAAAAGGAAAACAAAAACAAAAAAAUGAAUGAAAAGAGAAAAUCACAAUUAUUUAUUCGCUCACAUUGAGUGACAAAACUUAAAACAUCCGACAACAAAAAUUGUAAAAAU
This is a messenger RNA of Glossina fuscipes, 1891 nucleotides long. RefSeq lists its product as uncharacterized. NCBI's taxonomy places the organism in Eukaryota, Metazoa, Arthropoda, Insecta, Diptera, Glossinidae. The coding region runs from base 307 to 1158 and encodes 283 amino acids. The record is from RefSeq and is a predicted model, not a curated record. The transcript has 7 exons.